Messenger RNA from Trifolium pratense (red clover), 2283 nucleotides. Its product is annotated as importin-5-like. The transcript has 10 exons. Bases 1 to 2283 code for a protein of 760 amino acids. Gene Ontology annotation, biological process: protein import into nucleus. Lineage: Eukaryota; Viridiplantae; Streptophyta; Magnoliopsida; Fabales; Fabaceae. The record is from RefSeq and is a predicted model, not a curated record. Gene Ontology annotation, molecular function: nuclear import signal receptor activity. Gene Ontology annotation, cellular component: cytoplasm; nucleus.
AUGGAAUCUGAAUUCCCACUGGAAUUACAAUCCGAAACAUUCAAAGUCCUAAGUUCCAACGAUGACACCGCCAUGGAAACUCUCUUCACAAACCUCUACAACAAUAACAAUCAACAUCACCAAAAUCAAAACCGAUCUAAAUCACUCACAUUUCUCCAAUGUUGUAAACACCAUCACCCUGAUCUUCUCAUGAUCAAACUUUUUUACCUUCUAACUUCUUCCCCACAAAUCCCCACGCGCACAAACGCCGCACGCGCUCUUAAUUUCAUCAACCCGGCCCAUCUCUGGCCCAAACUUCGCCCUCAGGCCCAAUCUCGUCUCCAGGCCCAUUUCAUAAAAUAUCUUACGUCAGAAACUUCAAUUCAAGUCCUUCGACUUGCGUCACUAAUUCUCUCACAAACGAUUUCCGUUAUUUAUCAAAAUCAAAAUCAUCAUCAACAUUGGAAAGAAAUUCUCGAUUUUCUUUUCUCUUCCGUUAAUUCUAACGACGAGAAGCUUCUAGAAUUUUCUCUUUUAGUCUUCGCUUCACUUUCACAAGAUUGCCGUUUAAAUUUAUCAAAAUAUCUAAACGACGCCGUUAAAGUUCUUCAUUCAUCGUUUUUAUCUUCACUUGCGAAUUCAACAAACCCUAACGUUCAAGUUGCGUCGUUUGGUGCAGUUGUGAAUUUGAUUCAAUUUUUUUCUGAACCUUCGCUUUUUCACGAACUUUUAAGAGCGAUGAUGGUUGCUGUGUUUUCAUUGUUGCAUGGUUACGAAAAAAGCUAUUUCAAAACCGCGUUUGGUGAAUUGAUUAAGCUUGUUUCUGCUGAACCUGGUUUGUUGAAGCCUUAUAUGAGUGAUAUGGUUCUUGAUUCUCUUCAGAUCGCCGAGAAUAAUGGUGUUAGCGAUGAAACACGUCGGUUGGCUUUUGAAUUGGUUAUGGCGAUGACGGAGUUGAAGGAAUGUGAUCAGAUGAUGAUGAAUUUGCCCUAUGAGACGGUUGUUAGGUUAUUUAUUGUUCCGGUGAAGACGUUGGUUUUGUCGGUUGAAGAUAAAUUCGAUAAAGAAGAGAAAGGAAAAGGUGUUACAGAUGGUGAGAAUGAAAAGGUUGUUGAUGAUGAUGAUGAUGUGUAUGAAUUUGGAAUAAAGUGUUUGAAGAAACUUUGUGUUUCAUUUGAAGAGAGAAAAGUUGUGGAUGUUUGUUAUGAAUUGUUGAUGAAACAUUACUUGGAUUCAGCAGAUUGGAAAAUGAGACAUGCAGGGAUUACAUUGCUUACUGUGAUUGCUAAAGAGAUCUCUGAUGAAAUGGUAUUGAUGGAAAAUUUUCUAGGUGAAAUAGUAACCAAAAUUUUGAAGCUAUUCCAAGACUCCCAUGUUCAAGUUCGGUUGGCAGCUUUUACUUUGAUGGAGAUGCCUAUAAACUUUGUCCAAGCUGCUCAAAUUCUUUAUCAUCAUAGGUUUGUGCAUGCUUUUACCAUUGCACUUGGUAGUGAUCAGGACAAUAAAGUGAAGGAACAAGUUGCCUCAGCAAUGUUAUUCUUUCUAAAGAAUACUCUUCCAGAUAGCCUAGCAUUAUUCCCGAAUGUGGAUACUUUAAUGAACAAAUUGUUAUCAAUGAUUAAGGAUAAAGGAAAUGCUAAGCAAAGAAGUAUUGCUUUGUCAACUUUUAAUUUAGUUGCACAACGAUGUCAUGAAGUAGUUCACAAGUAUUUUGCAAAUUACCUUCUGAUCUUACUGGAAGCAUGCAGUGACAGAAGUUCUGAAAUCAAAGAGGAGGCAGCAAGGGGAAUUCGAAUUUGUGCCGAGUUGGGAUCACCAAGUUUCAAGCCUUUUAUCAAUAUGAUAUUGUCGGAACUCAGCAAUUUAAUGAAAGAUCCCAGUCGAUCAAUUUCAGAGAAUGCAAAAGCAUGUGAUGUUGCAGUUUCUGCUAUAGGAAGAAUUUGUGAAUGCCAUCGUGAUAGCAUCGAUCGCUCUUUGAUUGUUCCUGUCUGGUUAAGUUUCUUGCCACUUAAAGAUGAUUUGGUUGAAGCCAAAAUAAUGCAUGAUCAACUAUGUUUGAUGGUUGGAAGGUUAGAUAAGGAUCUUUUAGGACCUGGAAAUCAAAACCUUGUUAAGAUUAUAACAGUGUUUCUUGAAGUUAUUGAGAAGGGUGACAAAUUGGCUACAACACAAACAAUCAACCAUAUUAAUAAUUUGCUGAGACAGUUUGGUCAGAACAUUCCUCCUAGUGUGUUUGAGACGAUCUUACUGUCGUUGAAUCCUCAACAACGAGAAUUAUUAUUGCCAUUUGUAUCAUCAUUCUAG